AUGUCUACCAAACGCGCAUCCAAGUCCAAGUCCAAGUCCAGGGCCAAUGAACCAGAGAUACCCGUUCUCGCACGCCCGAUUCAUUCGACUACAGCGGCGCUUUCCUUGACUCUGCUGAAGGAUGUUCUGGAGUCUAGUGAUACUUUGCCUGGUGUCAAGUAUAUUGCCUCUGUGGGAAUCAAGAUUCUUGAGGUCUCCUUGGAGAUUCAAAGUAAUAAGACGGCAUUCCAGGACUUGGCCCAGCGCGCUCAGGACAUGGUCAUCGCUAUUGCGAAUGCCUGCCGUGGCGUCGACGAAGUCACUAUCGGAACGCAUCUGGAAAGCGACCUCCGUCAACUAAAAUUCACUAUGGAAGAAGUCCUGGAGUUCGCGGAUCUACAAUCGACUCGAAAAACUUAUAAACGUAUUCUAUACAGGAGCGAAGAUGCGGAAAAUAUUAGGACGUUGAAUAACAAGUUGAUACAGGCUUUUCAUAUAUUCGAGAUCUCAACGAGCGUCAGUAUACGAUUAUCUCAACGGACCAUGGUCCAACGUAUCGAAGCACUUCACGCCGCGAAGCCCUUAUCCACUUCCGUAGAUCGUCCACGGCACAUCACCGAGGGUAUCUAUAUCAUCCGGAGCUCUGUCUCAAGGAAGGUCUUGCAACUAGAUGCCGGUAUACAGAGCACGGAGUGGGUCCAUGUAUAUACUGCACCCCAGUCUGGCGGUGGUGGCGAGGUCGACCUUUCCCAGUUAUGGUCCAUCACUGCGCUACCAAACGGCAAAGCGAAAUACGUGAUUCGCAAUCUUGCGGCUGGGACCUGUCUUGAUGUAAAAUGGGAAUCUAGAGAGUCGGGUGCGCACGUAGGGUGUUAUCCUUUUCAAGGAAGUGUGAAUCAGACGUGGCAGUUUUAUUCGUCGAGAGAUGAUACGGUCAACUUCUGUACUAUUCGAAAUUGUUCCCAAGAGACGGUGUUGGAUACCCAGUGUCCGUCUCCGUUCAAUUGUGGACGCCUACACUGCAAUACCCUCGAUGCUGGCAUUAAAACGCAGGAAUGGUCCCUUGUAUAUACGCCCCUUCAACCCUCCCUCCUCCCGACGCCUUCUCUAAACACCGCCUCAGACCCAUCUUCAUUCCACCGCCCAUUUUAUCUCCAGUCUGUCUCUACGUCUUUGUUCGCAACAUGUACAAGCGCUUCCCAAGGCACCAACGUUCACCUCGAACUCAAUCCAUCGGCCUCGUCGCUGUGGUACUUCUCGUUGAUAGAAGUUGACCCGUCCAGCUCCUCCACCGAUGGUAUCCACUUCUCCAUCGUGUGCACUUCGUCCAGUGGCAUACAGGAAUCGACACUGGACCACUGGGGUGGAUGUCAGAUCCGCGCAAGUGGUUAUCGGCCAGAUAAUGUCCAUCAUCAGUGGGUGAUUAUUCCGAGAGGCGAUGGGAAGUUUAUGCUUCAGAAUAGAGCAACAGGAACCUUCCUAGCUGGAACGUCGGGGCAGGGAGAGGCGCUGAGUACGGUCAGUGAAGAUGAAGCGGAUAACCCAGUGUGCCUUUGGAGGCUUGUACACCAUUUAUCGACCACCGGAGGGCGAUCUUACUGCCCAGUCGUAUACGACUCGGCAUUGUCAUUCCCACCUCCUUCGAUCCUUUCUUCACCCCCUUCGUCCUCGCCAUCCUCAUCUCUCUCGGAUCUAUCGACCUCGUCGACCACAGUAGCCAUGUUCUCGUCGCCCAACCCUGACCAACCCCGCCUCUGUGUCGAACUCGCUUCGGAGUCCCUGCGACUGAGUCUCACGACAACUCUGGAGAACUCGCAUGAGGUUCUCUCCGAUCUAUUGGAGGCCGGAUAUACUGGCGGUGAGAUUGAUGAGCUCGAAGAGAAGGAGGCCACACCCGGGCUUUCACCCGACAAGCAGAGACGGUAUUUGUGA
Messenger RNA from Stereum hirsutum FP-91666 SS1, 1911 nucleotides. RefSeq lists its product as uncharacterized. The transcript has 6 exons. The record is from RefSeq and is a predicted model, not a curated record. NCBI's taxonomy places the organism in Eukaryota, Fungi, Basidiomycota, Agaricomycetes, Russulales, Stereaceae. Gene Ontology annotation, biological process: cell surface receptor signaling pathway. Bases 1 to 1911 code for a protein of 636 amino acids.